UUCAAACUUCUACAGGUAACACAAAAAUGGUCGCUAGAAUGCUGCGAUUUUUCAUCUUCAUCUUCUAUCUGUUCGACACAGUAUUUGCGUCUUAUGAGAAAAAUAACAACGGAAAAGAUCUGCCAAGAAAGAUCAGAGCAGCCAACAGACCUAUCGCCAUGGAGCAAUUUUCCAUGCCAUCUUAAUUUUAUGACUUGAAUUUCUUCCCGUGCUCAUAGAUAACCACUUGCUUACAACCUGUUAUUACUACAUGGUAUCUACGGUUUCAGUUAUACGUGUAUGCAAUUUGAUAAGCAUUGCCUAAAAUAAACAUUGCCCUGAUAAAUUUGUC
Molecule: messenger RNA, 331 nt
Organism: Cylicocyclus nassatus
Lineage: Eukaryota; Metazoa; Nematoda; Chromadorea; Rhabditida; Strongylidae
Source: the annotation of a GenBank genome assembly